CGCUUCACUUGCUGAGAAACUCGGAUUUGUUUAUUGGUGACAAUUGGGGAACAGCUGUUUUGAUCGGCAAGUCGCUAGCUACAGCAAAUUUAGUGGCUAACUUAACGUGAAUCUAAAUUAUAUCACUGUUUUCUGCCUUUUAUAUUUCACGGUUAGGUUGAUUGGAGUUGAUCCGUCGUCAUGGAGCCUGCCUGCCGUAAAGACAAGCCAAAGCUGAACUCCACCCCGACCAGAGGAGACCGAGCCAAGCAGAAGUCUGCACAGCAAGAGCUAAAACAGCGACAGAGAGCAGAGAUUUAUGCCUUGAACAAGGUGAUGACCGAGUUGGAACAGCAGCAGUUUGAGGCCUUUUGUAAACAGAUGCAGUCACAAGGAGAAUGACGAGUCCUGCCUUCCUCUUUCUUCUGGACCAGGACCUCACACCAUGCUAAACCACUAUGUACUAUUAACGACACACAAUCACACCCUUACACUUACACUGAUGUUCAAUAUGACAAUCUUUGCUCUUUGAUGUUUUACUGACUGAAAUUCCUGACUCCUUCCUGAAUAUGCCGGAGAGUAUUGUUAUAAUAGACCGAUCGGAUUGUAGAAAACAUUGUAGGUAAAAUGUGUCCAAAAAAAGCUUCCAAAAAGCUGGAAGCAGAGUUGCAUAUUUCCUACAGACACAUCAGGUCUCCAACAUUUCCAACAAAUAUUAAUCUUUCUUAAAUGUAUGUAAUGGUUGAAGUGAGGGUGCGUGCUCUUUUUUUCAAUACUGUAAAAAUUAAGAUUUUGACCAGGUCAAACUUAGACAAGCUUUAAGUUAACUCACCCAAGAGGCACCAGUGUCGAUAGCUCUGGAAGGGCAAAGGUUAUGAAUACUUUUGUAUCAUCCGUCCAUCACUAGUAGUUGUUUAAAGCUUGUUGGAGGAACAAGUUUUCUCUGAGAAACAUCUAAUGUGCUUCAGACUUCCAACUACCAACAGAAGAACAAGACGUUGUUUUCCAGUGGUUCAUAAACAUCGCUUCAUGUAGCUUUGAAAUACACGAUGCCCUUAAUAUGCCAGUGUUAAUGGUGCUCACUUUGAACACUUGAUGUGUGAUUGACAUUGUAUGCAGUGCCAACUGGCCUGUCCAUGUAUAAUAUUGCAUUUUAUUGAUACAGGUUUUGCAAUCUAUACAACUUCUAUUUAUGUCUUAUGUCUCGUCCACUACUAAGUUAAGUUAUACAAUUUUGAUUCAAUGAAAAAUAAAAGUGACCUUUUUUUA
Cottoperca gobio is the source of this 1248-nucleotide messenger RNA. It is a transcript of the gene svbp, whose product is annotated as small vasohibin binding protein. The transcript is spliced from 3 exons. The record is from RefSeq and is a predicted model, not a curated record. Gene Ontology annotation, cellular component: apical part of cell. Gene Ontology annotation, biological process: protein secretion; negative regulation of protein ubiquitination. NCBI's taxonomy places the organism in Eukaryota, Metazoa, Chordata, Actinopteri, Perciformes, Bovichtidae. The coding region runs from base 181 to 381 and encodes 66 amino acids.